AUGUUGAGAGUUUAUCAAUUAAGAAGAGUUGGACUGUUGAUUCCAAAACUCUCUUCGCUUUCCACAAUUCCUUCAUUCUCUUUUUAUUCUCAUUCUCAUUCUCACUCACAAAUCCACACUUUUUCAUCCACAGAAACGAUCCAUUUUCAAUCACAUUAUUCUCUCACUCUUUCACCAUUUACUUCUCCCAAACAACAAGCUUCAUAUAGUAGUGGCGUUGAAGGUGGUAGGGAAAGAGAAAUAUUGGUGCAACAUUUGUUGGUGAAAGAAGAUGAUCAGAAACUAUUGUUGGAUCUUCAAAAGAGAAUCUCUGCAGGUGAAGAUUUGAAGGAUCUUGCUGUGGACCAUUCAAUUUGCCCUUCUAAAGAUGAAGGAGGAGUGCUUGGGUGGGUGAGAAAGGGACAAAUGGUUCCUGAACUUGAGGAGGCUGUGUUUAAUGCACCUUUAAACAAAGUUGUAAUGUGCAAGACAGAAUUUGGAUGGCACCUGCUGCAGGUUUUAUCUGAAAGGGAAGAGUCUGUAUUUGAAGACAUUCAACCUGAUGAGCUGCAUGUGAAACUUCAAGAUCCCAACUUCUCCGGGAAGGCGCAGUUAAUUGAUAUUCGAGAGCCUCAAGAAGUUGACAAAGCAUCUUUGCCAGGAUUUAAGGUUCUUUCCCUCCUACAAUUUGGAAAAUGGGGGACUGAGAUAAACUCUAAAUUUGAUCUUCAAAAGGAUACCUAUGUUCUGUGUCAUCACGGCAUACGGUCGUUACAGGUUGCCAGGUGGUUGCAGUCAAAGGGGUUCAGGAAAGUAUACAAUAUUUCUGGAGGAAUCCAUGCCUAUGCGGAGCAGGUCAAUCCGUCGGUUCCUACAUACGCGAGAGAAAAUUUUGGUGAGAGGACUCCAUUCAAUAUUUUAGCAGGUCACCCUUUCAAAACUGCCAACUUUUACUUGAGAGGCAAGGCAUCUGAUGGUCGCAAAUAAUGUCGAAGGAAAUAUUAAAUCUAGAGCAAUAAAUAUUGCUAUGAACAUGUGUUUAUUUUGGAUCAUGAAUUGAAGGC
Molecule: messenger RNA, 1043 nt
Organism: Trifolium pratense (red clover)
Lineage: Eukaryota; Viridiplantae; Streptophyta; Magnoliopsida; Fabales; Fabaceae
Product: rhodanese-like/PpiC domain-containing protein 12, chloroplastic
Exons: 8
Coding region: 1-966 (321 amino acids)
Molecular function (GO): peptidyl-prolyl cis-trans isomerase activity
Source: RefSeq, a predicted model, not a curated record